This is a messenger RNA of Monodelphis domestica (gray short-tailed opossum), 5990 nucleotides long. NCBI's taxonomy places the organism in Eukaryota, Metazoa, Chordata, Mammalia, Didelphimorphia, Didelphidae. The record is from RefSeq and is a predicted model, not a curated record.
AAAGGCAUGGAAAAAAUGUGAUCCAAUCAAGAAAGAAUAUCCUACAUCAGUAGAUAAACGGGGAGAAGGAGAAAAAGGUGAUCAAAUAAAAUAUUGUUUAAAAAAAAAGGAGAAAAAGGAUCAAGUAGUCUUUCUUUCUCCAGAAUAUAGUGUGUCAAGGGGAAUAAUCCAAGAAAGGCAAAGUAGUUUGAAAUCAGAUUCUGAGGGUCCUUAUGUACCAGCAAAAGUAGAGUUAACAGUUUAUCCUAAAAGCAAUAGGGAGCCAUGGAAAAUUUUUGAGUUUUAGUGGGACCAUGUAAGAAGCAGCAUAGAAUACUAAGAAAAGCACUAGAUUUGGAGUCAGAUGAGCUGGAUUCAAAUCCUGCCUCUAAAAGUAAUUACAAAGGACAUUAGGUAUAUCUCUUACCCUCAAGUCUAAGGUUCCUUCAUCUGUAAAAUGAGGUACUUGACUAGAAGAUGUCUGAGGUACCUUCCUGCUCUACAUGAUAUCAUAGUUCAAUGACCUGCAUAUUAGGAAGAAUAAUUUGGGAGUUGUGUGAAGAAAUAGUUAGAGGAGAGAGAAGUCAGGAGGCCAGUUAGAAGCCUUUUUCAAUAGACCAGGAGAAAGGAGAAGAGGGAACCAGAAUAGUAGCAGUGAGAGGAAAUGAAGAACAGCUGUGAGAGAUGUUCUGACCCUAGAACCAGGCAUCUGCCUGGAUAAGAAGUUAUAAGGAAGAGGGACGAGUCAAAGGUCAUAUGUGUACCCCAGAAAGAGUAUCCUGCCCCGUAAAAAAAGUCAAUUUCUAGAAUGGGGACUGUAUAGUUGGGAUCUGAAUGCAUCCAAGUGUCCCAGGGUCUUGAGGGUCUUGCUUUUCCCCUAGAUCUGCAAUAGAUAUUAAAGAACAUUUUUUAACACAUGAAAACUAUAAAACUUGGCAUUCAUUAUAUAUCAUCAUGGAAUGUCAGAGAUGAAAGAAACAUGAAAACUCCUUUAGUUCAGACAUUUCCUUUGAUCACCAAGAAGACAGAAGCCCCCGGAAAUGACUUUCUCAAAUAGCACAUUAUUGAUCCACAACUUGCCAAGUUCCCUGAUUGCUAGUGCAAUACUCUUUUAGAAGCCUAAGAUCACAAAUUUAAAGCUAGAAAACACUUAUCCUUACAAAUGAAGAAACUGAGGCUCAGCCCACGUGACUUAUUUGACUGAAGUUACACAGGUCAUUCAUUUCAGAGGCAGAAUUUGAACCCAAAUCUUCUGGUCCCAGAGUUGUUUCCACUUAACCAUCUCAGAAAAAAAAUACCAAUUCUGUACCCUUUGUUUUAGAUACAAGUUUCCAGAAAUAAUUUUAAUUAAUUUAACAUGAUUCUAAAUUCAAACAUUUCUAGUUUGAUGAAAAAAAAAUAUCUUUGUAAAGAUAUUUUGUUUUACCAGUCACAUGUAAUAACAAUUUUCCACAUAAAUUUUCUGAAGUUACAUGAUUCAAAUUGUCUCCCUCCUUUCUUUUCCUCCCCCUUCCUGGGGUGGAUAAGUAAUUUGAUCUGAGUUAUACAUGUAUUAUCAUGCAAAACAUAUUUCUAUAUUGUUCAUUUUUAUAAGAGAAUAAACAUAUAAAACUAAACUCCAAAAAUAACAACCCAAAUAAACUAAAGUGAAAAAUCAUAUGCUUUGGUCUGAAUUCUGACUCCAACAGUUCUUUCUCUGGAGGUGGAGAGCAUUCUUUGUCCUAAGUCCUUCAGAAUUGUACUGGAACACUGUAUUGCUGAGAGUAGCUGAGUCUUUCACAGCUGAUCAUCCCACAAUAUUGUUGUUACUGUGUAUAAUGUUCUCCUGGUUCUGCUUAUUUCACUCUGCAUCAGUUCAUAUAGGUCAUUCUGACUCUUUGAAGUCAUCUUGUUCAUCAUUUCUUAUGGCACAAUAGUAUUCCAUCUCCAUCAUAUACCACAAUUUGUUCAGCCAUUCCCCAAAUGAUGGACAUUCCCUCGGUUUCCAAUUCUUUGCCACCACAAAAAAGGCUGCUGUAAAUAUUUUUUUACAAGGAGGUCCUUUCCCUUGCCCUUUUUUUUAAAUUUCUUUGGGAUAUAAACCAAGUAGUGGUAUUACUGGAUCAAAGGGUAUGCACAGUUUUAUAGCCUUUGGGGCAUAGUUCCAAAUAGCCCUCAGAGAGAAAAAUAUCCAAAAUGACACAGGCAAGUCACUUGAUUUCCUUGGGCCUCAGUUUCUUCAUCUAUAAUGUGACUGGGUGGGAAUAAGGCUGCCUAAAUAAUAGCUAUCACAUAGUGUUUCUAGAGUUUACUAAGUGUAAAGUGUCUCAAAAGUCUUAGAGCAAUUCUAAGCUUAAUAGUUUUAAGCUUAAUUGCUUUUGGACACCCAGUAUACAUUUUCUCAUUUAAUCCUCACAACUAACUUGUAAAGAUAUGUUACAAGUAUUAUUAUCCCCAUUUUAUUAAAAAAAAAAAAGACACUGACACUGAAAGAGUGAUUUGUGGGAAAUCAAAUACCUAGCAAUAGCCAAUGUGGGAUUUGGAUCCAGGGCUUUCUAACUCCAGGUUUAGCCCUCUCUUUACCCUGCUGUGCUCUCUUUCACAUAAGAUUUCUAAGGUUUCUUCCAGUUCUAAAUAAUAUGUCUAUGAUUCAAUAAAUACCAUCUAUACAUAUUGCCAUCUCUGCCAACAGGUGUGAAGAAAAAAAAAUUGAUGAUUUCUAACUAAUGGAGCAGUCCCCAACCACUCUGCCUACUCUGGAGUCCAUGGCUGAUACCAGGAGCCAAGUGAAUGGGUCUUCUUUGAAACAGGAACCAUCAGAAUUCUUAGAAUAUAUUUCACUUUUCAUUUCCCUGUUCGGAAUAGUUGGCAAUGGACUUGUCAUUUAUUUUCUCCUCUUCCACUUUAAGAAGACUUCCUUCAUUGUCUACAUCCUACACCUCUCAAUUGCUGACUUGAUUUUCCUUCUUUGUGGAUCUACCUUUAUUAUAACAGAUAUAGCUCACUCUAAUUCCAAACGUGAUGCAUUUAGAUCAGACAUGUUUCUGUUUAUCUUCUGCAUGCUGGUUCUGUUUGGCUAUAACACUGGCCUCUACCUCUUGACAGCCAUCAGUGUAGAGAGGUGUCUUUCAGUCCUUUACCCCAUUUGGUACCAAUGCCAACGCCCCAAGCACCAGUCAGCAGUGGUAUGCGUCCUUCUUUGGUUACUCUCUAUUGUUUUGACCUGGUUAGAAAGCUUUGUGUGUGUGGGGGAAGAAGAGCCAAGAUUCCCUUUUAGAACAUGUUCUAUUGUGGAAAUAUUUUUGUUUAUCUUGAACUUCCUUGUGUUUGCCCCUCUCAUGGUCAUCUCCAGCUUGACCCUUUUUAUUAAGACAUCUUGUAACCUGAAGCACCGCCAACCAGCCAAGCUUUACAUUAUCAUAAUAACCACAGUCAUUCUGUUCCUUCUCUUUGCCAUGCCUUGGAGAGUCAUGUUGAUGUUGGAUAAUUUACUGGAUGAAAAAGAUUCAUUCUUAUCUGCAUUCUUUUCAUAUACAAAUUUACUAUCUUGUAUCAAUAGUACCAUUAACCCAGUUGUCUACUUUCUGAUUGGUCAGAUCAGGGGGAAAAAAGCCAAAAAGUCCCUGAAAGAUAUAUUGCAAAAGUCAUUUGAGGAUAAGCCAUGCCCUAUAGUGAGAGAGAGACCUGGGCAUUAUGAAAUCGGUGCCCUUCACAGGCAACAACACUGAAGAAAAAAAAAUUAUGCCCUACAUUACAGCAUUAGCGACCCAGGAAAAUCAGUCUUCAGCUAGUGUAAGAAUGGGUUGCUACCUUUUUAAGUGGACAGGUUUUUAAAUUCUCUUUGUACCUCCUAGGGAAGUAAAAAAAAUGUAAAAAUAUUUACUUAUAAGUCAAUCUCACGUAGCCAUUUCAUUUACUUGCUUCUCUUUUCUAUAUCCUGCCUCCUAGGCUGGAUAUUCAGAAAUUGUUUCAGUUAUUUUAGAAACACUUUAGCCUGGACACUCUUCUCUCUGUCUCUGUCUCUAUCUCUGUCUCUGUCUCUAUCUCUGUCUCUCAGUCUCUCUGUCUCUGUCUCUGUCUGUCUGUCUGUCUCUCUCUCUCUCUGUCUCUGUCUGUCUGUCUGUCUGUGUGUCUCUUUCUCUUUCUGUCUCUCUGUCUCUCUCAUGAUCUCUGUACAGAGAUCCCAAAUCUACAUAUGUGGCCUUUUUCUCUUUCUUCAUCUCCAGUCUUAUAUUAUCAGUUACCUACUUGAUAUCCUCAACUGAGUGUCCCAUAGGCAUCUCAACCUCAAUAUAUCCAAAACACAGUUCACUCUUUCCCUCUAAAACUUCUCUUCCUAAUUUCCCAAUUUUUCAUCCAUUUCACCUCCACAACAUCUCUAAUAUUCCUUCUUUUCUCUACACACAUUUCUCUUGCACAUUAGUACAAGCUCUUCCUACUUGGACUACUUGGAUUUUAAAUUGGUCUACCUACUACACAUUUGCCAGAUCAAUAUUACUAACACAUAAGUAUAUCUGUGCUACUUCUUGGUUCAAGAAGAUCUAGUGGGUCACUAUUACUUCCAAGAUAAAAUACAAACUCUUCAGGAUGGUUCUUAAAUCCCUUCCUAAGACAAUUCCAGGUUACCUUUCAAAAUUUAGAUUCCAUUCUUCUCCCUCAUGUACUCUAUGUUCCAGGCAGACUGACUACUUGCUUUCCUGUUUGUAGUAUUCCAUCUUCUAUCUCUUGCCUUUCCAAAGAUUCCCUCUUGUCUAGAAUGCUCACUUUCCUUACCUACAAUACUUGGAAUUGUUUGUUAGAUCAGUUUUGAUAUACUCAAAGAUCCCAGCUUUUGGAAUAAGAACUCACUGUUUAACAAAAAAAAUCUAGGAAACUGAAAAACAGUAUGGCAGAAACUAGGGAUAGAUCAAUCAAUAUCUCACAACCUCUUCCAAGAAAAAGUCAAAAUGGGUUUAUGAUUUAGAUACAAAGAAUGAUACCAUAGAGAGCAUUAUAAGAUGUGAAAUGAAUAAUUUUGAUUUAUAUUAAAUUUAAAAGCUUUUGUACAAACAAAACUAAUGCAACCAAGAUUAGAAAAGAAGCAACAAAUUGCAAAAAAAAGAAUUAUAACAAAUUUCUCUGAUAAAGAUCUAAUUUCUCAAAUCUAUAGAGAAUCAAGUCAAAUCUAUAAAACAAGUCAUUCCCCAAUUGACAAAUGAUCAAAGGAUAUGAACGAGCAAUUUUCAGAUGAAGAAAUCAAAGCCAUCAAUAAUCACAUGAAAAAAUGUUCUGAGUAACUCUUGAUUAGACAAAUGCAAAUUAAAAUAACAUGGAGGUAUGGAGGUACCACCUCAAACCUAUCAGAUUGGCUAAUAUGACAGUAAAGUGAUAAAUGUUGGAGAGGAUGUGGCAAAAUCGGGACACUAAUGCAUUGUUAAUAGAAUUGUGAACUGCUUUAACCAUUCUGGAGGGCAAUUUGGAAUUAUGCCCAAAGGGCUAUAAAAUUGUGCAUAUCCUUUGAUAAUACCACUUCUAGGAUUAUAUUCCAAAGAGAUAAUAAAAAAGGGAAAAGAUCUAUUUAUACAAAAAUAUAUAUAGCAGCUCUUUUUGAAGUGGCAAAGAAUUGGAAAUUGAAGAGAUGUCCAUCAACUAGAAAAUGGCUGAACAAAUUGUGGUGAUGUUGGUGAUGGAAUACUAUUGUGUUAUAAGAAAUGACAAGCAAGCUGACUUCAGAAAAAGUUGGAAAGAUCUACAUGAACUGAUGCAGAGCAAAAUAAGCAGAACUGGGGGAACAUUGUACACAGUAAUGGCAAUAUUGUGUGAUAAUCAACUAUGAAAACUUGGCUACUUUGUGUAAUUCAGUGAUCUGGGACAAACCUGAAAGACUUAUGACAGGGAAUGCUAUCCGCCUCCAGAGAAAGAACUACUGGAGUCAGAUGGAUACAGAUCAAAGCAUACUAUCUUUCAUAUCAAUGUAUUUAUGGUUUUAUUUUGGAAUUUUGGUUUUAUAUGAGUGUGCUCUUACAACAAUGACCAAUAUAGAAGUGUGUUUU